This is a messenger RNA of Aphanomyces astaci, 6865 nucleotides long. RefSeq lists its product as hypothetical. NCBI's taxonomy places the organism in Eukaryota, Oomycota, Saprolegniomycetes, Saprolegniales, Verrucalvaceae. Gene Ontology annotation, molecular function: protein binding. Bases 10 to 6774 code for a protein of 2254 amino acids. The record is from RefSeq and is a predicted model, not a curated record. The transcript is spliced from 14 exons.
GUAACCGAAAUGUCGGACGACGACAAGGUGGUGGUGGCUGCGGCGUCGUCCGUUGGGUCCGACAGUGGCGAUGACAGCAUAACUACGCGGGACAGCCACCACAAACAGCAUGCUCCCGUGCAGCCCCAGCCCAACCUCGUCCAGACCGUCAUCUUCAAACUCCCUCCGCCCAUCGACACGGCCAUGAAAAAGCGCGGCAAGCAAAAGCGCACGCGGUCCCAAGUGCAGCGCAUCAUGGGCUGGUACCCUCCCACUGCCAUUCAGGACAUGAUGCAAGCCGACCAAUCGACCAUCGAAGCCCUAGCGCGGGACCGCGCCGCCCGCAAAGUCCACGAGGCCCUCGACCUUCAACGCGCACUGCUGCCACGCCGACGCAAACCGGAUAACGCGGACGGCAACGUCACCCCCCAGCCGUCUCCUGCCCGCGGGGGACUGUCCACAUUGCCUUCGUCGACCCCAAAUCACACAAUCCAGCAAGUUACCGCACUUGACACAGCACGGACGAUGCAAGCCAUGACUGCUGAAGUCGCCGCUAUCGAAGCCAAGCUGGCGCUUCUGGAGCAGCGAGAUAUCACGUCGAGUGCGUCCACGGUCGAGUACACACUCGACAGCAGCGCUCCGAGUGACUUCAAUUUUGCCCCCUUUUCGACCCAGCGGCAGCAGCAGCUGUCGGCCCUCACGAGCAGUACCAGUGGUUCACCAUCUUCAUUUGGCAACCUCCUCGGCCACUUUCCCCGAAAGCAAGUCACAACCCAACGCAUUUUGUCCAAAAGCUUGCGUGAGCUGUACCGUCAAGUGGGAGCCGUGCCUGUGAACGACGACAGCUACGCCGACCAACGCGAACGCGAUCACUUUCUCGACAAAUACCGCUACCAAGUGCGCGCGACGGAAGGGGCCCUUCGCAUCCAAACCGUGUGGCGUAUGCAUCGGUUCCGGGUCGUGUUUUGUCGGUGGCGGGCCACCAAGCUCAAGAAAAAGCGGCGAGUGUUUCAUAUGUGGGCUAUGGUUCACUCUAUUGACAAAAUUGUACGGCUUCGACUGUGUCGGCAGGCGUUCGCGGAAUGGGCCGAAGAGGUCGAGUGCAACAUCAAGCUCCGGCUCAUCGAACUCAAAUUGCUACAACACUCGUCCACGUUGUACAAACUACCAACCAUCGUGAAAAACCUUUUUGUGACCAACUCGCGCGAGUGGCUGGACGGACCGCAGUCGCUGGAGCGGCGCGCGCGGACAGCAUCUACCCAUACCGUGAUGUUCGUGGACCACGCGUUCGCCGACGUCGAGGACCGAUCGGGGGGCCGCCGCACAUGCAAUCGGAUCUACGAGCUCCGCGUGGAAAUGGAGAAGGCGCGGACGGCCGUGGCGCGCAAGUUUGUCCAGACCACGUUCCUCCAGUGGAAAGCGGUCCACCAAGAGCACUCCCGCGUCGUGAUCAACGCGGAAAUGUGUCUCCGUCGGGCAUUUCGGAUGGCGUUUAUGAAGCGGCCGGCGUGGGUCGGGGAGCGCGUGCUGGUCGCAUACCAAAUGUGGUACCGGUAUACUGUGUUCAAGCGGCACAAGCGGCGGUGUCUCGAAGUGCCCGUGUUCACAACCCCCCUGACGCAAUGGGACCAGUGGAUCAAGGCGUACCGCGACGAGCAGAUUCGCAUCCUCGAAGCGCAAGCCAAGGGGCCGUUGGCGUGGAUGCGACGGUACUUUCACCUGUUGGUGCGGUUUUGGCAACAACGCCAUGCCAAGAAGGUUGCUACCAUCAAGGCCAAAUUGCACUAUCAACGGCGGAUGGUCGCCGAGUUGUUUGAGAGCUGGCACCGCGACACAGUGGCCAACUUGGACACUCGCGGCCGGCUCAAGCACGUGUUUCACGCAUGGAGGUUCUACGUUCUGCAAAAACAGCACUGCCGGCCGCAAAAGCGCCGCGUGGCAAUCAAAGCCAAGCAGCGGCAGGCGGCGCGGUCGUGGGAUGCUUGGAAAGAAGUGGUAGCGAGGCACGACAUGAUCGAGUUAGACCGGCUCUCCAAGCUCCUCCAGCCCCAAGUGUACCCCAAGAUGUGCCAGGUGCUGUUUUACUGGGCCGACGUCGCGUCCCAGCGCACCAAACACCACGUGUUUCAACGGUGGAAAGCAACGCUGAUGCAGCGCAAGAACUUUAGCAAGUUCUGGUGCACGGCGACGUCACUGUACGAUCGGGCGUUGGUCCGCACCACGUUCCUCGCCCUCCGCAGCACCGUCGUGCCGCGCACCAGUUCUCCCCCCCUGUCCGGACAGCUCGUCCUGACCCCAGACCCCGACGCCAUCCUCGACGCCCUUGAAAAGGCGUUGCCGUACAUGUACCGUCGCGACCAUCGGGUGGAAGUGGAGCCGUACUCGUUGUACUCGUUCCACUUGGCCGUAAGGGAUGGCCAUGUAGCCGCCAUGGAAGCCAUGAUGCAGCACGAUCCGCUGCUCGUGUACGGCCGAGAGCCGGUGUACGGCAACACGGCGCUGCAUGUUGCCGUCGGCCGCAGCGACAAGCACCUCGGGUGGUUCCACCAGCGCGAAGUGUUGGGGUCGCUGCUCAGUCACGGCGCGUCGGCUUUUGCCAUCAACCACGUCGGCCAAAGCGCACUUCUGGCUACGUCCGACCUGCACAUGCGGCAUUACAUUCAAACUAAUGGCUAUGGAUUCAACGCGAGCAACCGUCCGGCCAACAUCCGCUUGCAAGACGCCAACACCACGCCCAUGUGGCAUGCCCUGGCGCUCAUGCUGGUGCAAGUACAGACGGGGGGGCGACAUCUGGGGCGUGCAUGCCUGGGGGGAUGGCACAGCUUUGUACCUCGAGACUCGCCCUCCCCCACCUUCGGUCGCGACGAAACCACCUCGCGACCGGCGCCGUUUCUGUACGUGAUGGCCAACAAACUGCUCAAUCGGAAGCGCGUGCAGGCCGUGCAAGUCCGCGUAGGGCUCGUGGUGUCGUCGAAUCUGCAGACCACGCGGGCGAUGCUGGUGCGGGACCGCAGCGUGUGUCCGGACGAGUGCCGAUUGGACUGGGUGGGGGGUGGCGGCAUCCCGGUGUCGGUCGACCUGGUGCCGGAACUGUCAGACGAGCUCCCCUCGUCGUUCCACGCGACGCACUACUUUGGCAAAGACACGACCGGCGCGUUGGAGUCCCACCUCGCGACUGAUUUUGUCCAGCAUUUGAUGGCCAAGCCAUCGAUGCAGUUGAAACCGGUGGAGGAUGAAGUCAAAGCGCUUGAUGCGAUGGUUAGAGCCACCGAGAACCAGCUUCUGCAGCUCGAGCGACGUGGGACCAAGAAGCACAAGAACUCUGCUGGUGUCGUCGACUACGAGUCCAAGAAAGUGUACGGCUCCAUCGACGAAGAGAUCCUCCAGGUACAGCACCAUCGCGCGUGGACGGAGCUGCGCAUUGCCGUGAAACUCGCGCACCCGCAGCCCCCGCCGGCGUCCUCCCCCGCCGAAGCCGACGUGAUCAAGGCCCUGCACAACGACCUCCCGAGUGAAACUGACGUGCUCGUCAAGUUGGACGAGAUGAUUGCGCACCAGCAGACGUGCAUUGCGACUGUCCAGACACUUGUCGACGCCUCGCGGGUUGAACUACAGACCCACCAAGACCAGUACACGACGCUGCUCGACUUGUACACUGGCGACGACGCCAAUCACAUGUAUUCGCAAUUGGUGACGACGCGGCUGGCAGUGGACGAGCACAAGGUGGCACUUCAAGCGGCCGAGAAGAAGCUGCAAAAACACCAAGCCAAAUUGGAGCAACUUGACACAGUGCUCAAGCUGUACUCUGGUCCCAUCGACGAACAGCGCACAUACACCCAGGACGAGUACGCCACCCUCAGCAGUCUCCUGCAUUUGCAGCAGCACACCUACGAUCGGCUGAUGCACACGCGUUCCAAGCUUGAGAGCCGGUACAAAGACUUAGACCAGGAAUCGCUGGAACAGCCCGCCCAGGCCAACUUGGAGCGGUCGAUGCGCAAGAGUUUCCGCACGACUGCGAAACGACUGCUGGUGCAGCACCAGGUGCUCACGCAGAUGCGCCGCAGCUCCAGCGCCUUAUUGGACCUCAAACAGCACAAGUGGUUUGUGCGGUCGUCGGGGUCUCCUGCGGAUUCGACCCCCGAAGAAUCCCCGCCCCCCCUCGACCAGGGGGCCCUGACAAAGGUCGCGUUCUCCUCGGACAGCGUCGUCCGCGCGGGGCUGCAGCACACGCUCGACGCCGACAAGGCCGCCACAGAAGUCCCGUCCGCGCUCGUACAAGCUUACCGCCGCAGCAUCACGCUUCUUUUUGACGCCGAGCGACAGAUGGUGGCCAACGAAGCCGACGCCCAACGGCGAGCGGAUGUCCAGUCCCAAGCGUCGUUUGUCGAAAUCAACCCCGUCACAGGCCAAGUGGACCCACCCCCGUCGUCCGUGAUGGAGGACGGAGGCAGACGGAGUGUUGUCCGGCAUCCAAAACACCAACGGGCGACCGUCGACGACGUGACGCGGCUCGAUGCUACUCGUCGCCGCGGAACGCUCAUUGUACCAUCCGUCGGCGGUGCCCCCCCUAUCAGCCAUGACGACAACGGAAAGAUGCCAGUCAACAAGACCCGGGAAACGCUUCGACGGGUCCUGCUAACACGAGGAAGUGACGACCCCCCAAACAAUAGCUCUCCAAACGACCGUUUGGACGACCUAGACAUGUCGUCAUUGGAGCUAGACGACCUUCAUGACAAGAGUCGGCGGCGAAUCUGGGGGUCGCGGUUUGAAUUUGCAAAUUUCACCGUCGCGGCUGACACCGAGGACGCAUCCAUCGUUGCGCUCCCUGGAAGCUCCCGCGUCCCCCAGUCGGCUCGAGGAGGGCCCAUAUCGCUGUGGAAAGCGGACGGAAUGACAGGAUCCGUCCCCGCCGCUGACAUGACGUUUAUGCACAAACAUAUGACACAUGACAAACAUGUGACGGCCGAAAAAAAGCGAACGAGUCCGCUUCGAGGCGGUGAAGGUGUGCCGCCGAUGCAGCGCACGGGCUCGUCCCGAAGCCCCGUCCGCCAUCGACACUCGACGGUGGAAGCGACACCGGAUAGAGACGACCAGCGCCAACGCCGUCGCAUGAGUUGCUCUACUUCCAUCGAAACAAACGAUGCCGAGGGGCCCCAGCUGCUGCCAUUGCUGGAACUCAAUGCUGCUGCGGCACUGAAAGCCUCCCCGCUGCCAUCGUCGCGCACCCGACGUAACAUGAUCACGUCAAGAACCGAACAAGGCAUCGAAGGUCCGCUCGUAGAUGGUGACGCAGUGUCGCAUACGCCGCCAGACGAGUCCCCCCAAGUGUCGAGUUGCAUCGACUGCGAGGUUCCAUCGAUCAUACCUGGCAAUGCCGACAACACCCCCACACCUCUAGAUGACCCACCUGCAUCCCCCCAACCCCCUUCACUGUCCCCACCAUCGGUAGACGAGACGGACGAUGCCGCGUUCGACGACGUCGACGUAUUGCUAAGCAACUUUACAACGUUCUCGCAAACGCUGCGGCGGCAAUACUUGACUCACGAUCCCACGUCGAAGCCAGUACAUUCGUCCCGACUGGUGUACGUCGCGCCCCCCAACUCUACCGCCGUGCCUCUCCGAUCCAUGGACGACAUUCUCCAGCGGGAUGACUCAUUCCGGCUUCGUCGAGCCAAACCCAAACACAAGUACCCGAAACGCACGACAAGCCCCCUGCUUCCGUCUAUCAGCGGCGACACGUUAACCCUCGCUGGGAAGUCGUCGGCGUUGCUUCUCCGAUCGUCGCAGUCCAUUCCUCGUCUCACGAAGACGGUCCCGCCGCGCUACAUCCUCCCCCCUAAACAACUCGACCUUCCCAGCGACCUCCACUUGCCAGAUAACCAGCUGAAUUCGGUGGCCGAAGACGACGACUGGGGCCGCCGCAUUGCGCACAUCGAGCUGCAGCUGUUCAACGACCCCCCACUUCCCGACAACCCCCCCAAGACCAGUCAUCCCUACGGACAACCCGCCAAACUGCACGUCACCACAUUGGAUGAGCGGCCGUUCCAUAAAGCGUUUGAACCAAAAGGGCGCGACAAUGCAGCAGAAGCCCCAGAUCACAUGGGGCUGGUUGGCACCAGAUUGGAGCGACAACAUCACACCCAAUCGAUGCCGACAUUGCCCUUUGCUCAGGGAGGGGAGGUGCUGCAAGGAAGCCGGCUCAACUCCGAUCAGCGCAAUGAAGUGUGGCUCGCCUUUGCUGAGAAACCCAUGUCCGAUGCAGUGCAGCAAGCGUACUCCGCCGUGUAUCCCAAUACCUACCCCACCAUCGGUCCCAGCGGUCCGUCGAAAGACUUGUCGAUUUAUGGUAGCGCCAACCACAUUCACACCACGACGAGUGUACCAGGGGUGGUCGCGGGCUCAUCGGUAGCACAGCAGCAGCAUGUUCAGCCACCUUCCACCUCUCUGCCAACACAACACACGAUAGUUCGACCCGGCCAAAAGUCGAAAGACAUUUGCUUUUGGCAAGCCGUCGAAGGGUUCAAAUCGAUCCAGAACUUUGCAACCAAAGGCGCGGCGUUCCAGUUGCCGCCCGCAAAACUGCGACGGCAACGACGAGGCACCGAAAUAUACGACGAAUUCCUGCACAACGACAGCCCCCAUGCCCUCACGUGGCUGCUGCGCGACCAUCCGGACAGCGUCCACGCCGUCGAGGUGGUCCUUGAGGCGGACGGUGGAUGUACCCGCAACAUAUUUGACGACCUCCAGCGCAUCGUGGAAGUUCAUAUGAAAGCCAAACAACGACGAAGGAGCUAGGCGAAGUGAAAAUACUUUAUGUUGGUGUUUUUCGUUUGGCGACAUCACAAUAAUUGUAACCUUAGUAAGUACUCCGAGUAUGAAUACACGU